Messenger RNA from Cutaneotrichosporon cavernicola, 1842 nucleotides. RefSeq lists its product as uncharacterized. The coding region runs from base 1 to 1842 and encodes 613 amino acids. Gene Ontology annotation, molecular function: mRNA binding. Lineage: Eukaryota; Fungi; Basidiomycota; Tremellomycetes; Trichosporonales; Trichosporonaceae. The record is from RefSeq and is a predicted model, not a curated record. The transcript is spliced from 5 exons. Gene Ontology annotation, cellular component: Ubp3-Bre5 deubiquitination complex; ribonucleoprotein complex; cytosol. Gene Ontology annotation, biological process: ribophagy; protein deubiquitination.
AUGGGUCUGAUGUUCGAAUCACUUGCCCAGGAUUACCUCGAAAUCUACGAGAGCGCAUCAUCAUCCCCUUCGUCUUCACGACUCGUAACAUCGUUCUCAUCUCUUCUCACUACUCUUGCUCUUGCAACUCUCCUCAAACGCCGCUUGGUCCCCAGCCCUCUCCUCCUCGCAUCUGCUCCGUUUCUAAAGUCGUGGCCGCCUCUCAAAACAACUCUACACCGACAGUGUAACUUUUCCCCAUCGUACACCACACACCCAUCCACCUCCACCGCCAUGUCCGCCCCUGUCCCUGCCAACGGUCACGCAUCUACCUCCACUGAGCAGGCCCCGGUCGCUGCUCCCGCUGUUACGAUGGCUUCCUCGGCUGCUUCGAUCCAGCCCAGCGAUGUCGGAUGGCAGUUUGUUCCCCAGUACUACAACUUUGUGAACAAGCAGCCCCACCGUCUCCACUGCUUCUACAACAAGCGGUCAACGUUCUUGCAUGGCGAGGAGGGCGAGGACACUGCCGUCGCCUUCGGCCAGGCGGAGAUCCAUGAGCGCAUCACCAAGAUCGGGUACGACCAGUGCAAGGUUUACAUCAACUCGAUCGACUCGCAGUCGUCGGCGAACGGUGGCGUUAUCAUCCAGGUCCUCGGUGAGAUGUCAAACGCGAACAAGCCCUGGCGCAAGUUUGCUCAGACCUUUUUCCUCGCCGAGCAGCCUAAUGGCUACUUUGUGCUGAACGACAUCUUCCGCUACCUCAAGGAGGAGGCCGACGAGGACGAGGAGCCCGAGGUCGACGACGCUCCCGUCGUCAGUUCGGCACCGGGUACCCAGGCCGACGCUGCGCACGCGCAGCAGGUGCCGGCUGCGGCCGUUGCCAUCGAGCAGGAGUCCGAGGAGGAGUCUGUCAAGCAGGAGACUGCCGCUCCGGAGGUCCCCGAGGAGAAGGCCCCUGAGCCCGAGGUCGUCGCCCCUGUCGUGAAGGAGGAGGAGAAGCCGGAGGAGAAGGCGCCCGAGCCUGCCCCCGUUGCAGUGGAGGAGCCAGCGCCGGCUGUCCCAGAGCCUGUCGUCGAGGAGGCCAAGCCCGAGCCUGCUGCUCCGGCUCCUGCCGCCGCUCCCGCCUCUGAGAAGGCUGUCACCCCUGCCAACGGCUCGGCCGCUCCCUCGGGCAGUGCCACCCCCGCUGCCCAGCCUGCUCCUGUGGCUGCUCCUGCCGCUCCUCCCAAGCCCGCUCCUCCCAAGUCGUGGGCGAGCCUCGCAGCCAGCGGAGGAAAGGCCUGGGCGACUGUCACGGCGCCGGCCGCUACUCCCAAAAAGGUCGAGCCUGCCCCGGCGCCCGUUGCCCCGGCCCCGGCGCCGGUCGUCGCUGCGGCGCCUGCCCCGGCUGCGGCCCAGAAGGGCUCGGCCCAGUUCGAGCAGGCGAUGGCCGUCAAGACGGCUCACUGCUUCGUCAAGCUCCCCAACUGGUCGACUGGCGGUGACGCGGCUGCCGAGACGAUUGACGAGACGUCUCUCCGCAACAUUGCUUCGCGCUUCGGUGACGUGAGCAAGGUCGAGAUUGUCAAGGGCAAGGCAUGCGCGUUUGUCGAGUUCUCGAAGGUCGAGUCGGCACGCAAGGCGAUUGUUGCUUCGCUUCCUACGCACCAGGGCGGCGAGGGUGGUGUCGUCCAUGGCGAGGGCAAGCUUAACUUUGAGACGCGCAAGGAGAAGGACGAGCGUGCCAAGUUCCGCCGUGGAGGUGCGCCCGAGACUGGCGGCCGGGGCGGUGGCCAGACCCGCACCAACAGCGAGCGCGGCGGCACUGCUGGGCGUGGCGGCCGCGGCCGGCCUCGUGGCGGUGCGUCGGGCCAGGCCAAGUAA